AUGUCUUUCGCGCCCAAUGGUCGCAUGCUCUCGCCGGGCGAGGUCUAUGAGGAGGAGCGCAAGCCUGUCAAGGAGGAAGCCUGGUCUGAGGACCUGAACGUUACGCUGAUGUGCCCCGACUGCCGCGAAAUGCCCCCAAAUCUCGUCGAGGAGUUCAGCGCCGGAGACACAAUAUGCGGUUCCUGCGGUCGCGUUCUCUCCGAGCGCGGCAUCGAUACACGCUCCGAGUGGCGUACGUUCUCCAACGAUGACCAAGGCAACGACGACCCUUCUCGUAUUGGUGACGCCGCAAACCCACUGCUGCGCGGUUCUCAGCUGCAGACCGAGAUCGGUUUCGGCGAUGGUGGCCUGAAGGUGCGCGAGCUGUCUCGUGCCCACAACAAGAGCAACCACGACAAGGGCAACAAGUCGCUCCAGUCUGCCUUUGGCCAGAUCACUACACUCUGCGACUCGCAGAAUAUCAGCAAGACUACGCAAGACACGGCCAAGAUGCUGUUCCGCAUGACGGACGAUGAGAAGCUGUUCAAGGGCAAGUCGCAGGACGCCAUCAUCGCCGGCUGUAUCUUCAUAGCUUGCCGGCAGCAUUCGCAGAACCGCAGUUUCCGUGAAAUCUUCAAAAUGACAAAUGUGUCGAAGAAGGAGGUGGGUCGUACAUUCAAGACACUCGAAGCCCACAUCCAGAGGUUGCAGAAGCAGCAGAACAAGGACAGCCAAUCCGUCCUGGACACUUCCAAUCUCACCACGAAGAACGCCACCAGCGCAGAGACGCUCAUGCCUCGUGCCUGUGCCAAGCUCGAUCUCGAACGUUUCAUUCAACUCAUCGCCGAAGAGUGCGCGCGUCUCGUCUCCGAACAUGGCGUCGCCGCUGGCCGUUCACCUCUCUCUAUUGCCGGCGCCUGUCUCUAUUUCGUUUCUCACCUCAUGGGUAACCCUCGAUCUCCUAAGGAGAUUGGUGCGGCCGUUGAAGUCAGCGAUGGCACCAUCCGUACCGCCUACAAGGCGCUUUAUAGCGCACAAGACCAGAUCAUCAAGCCGGAGUGGCUCGAAGCAGGCAAGGGUGGCGACAAGUCCAGGCUCCCUGCGAUCUAG
Messenger RNA from Didymella exigua CBS 183.55, 1089 nucleotides. RefSeq names its product cyclin-like protein. Gene Ontology annotation, cellular component: nucleus; transcription preinitiation complex. Gene Ontology annotation, biological process: transcription preinitiation complex assembly; transcription initiation at RNA polymerase II promoter. The record is from RefSeq and is a predicted model, not a curated record. Gene Ontology annotation, molecular function: TBP-class protein binding; RNA polymerase II general transcription initiation factor activity. The transcript has a single exon. Bases 1 to 1089 code for a protein of 362 amino acids. NCBI's taxonomy places the organism in Eukaryota, Fungi, Ascomycota, Dothideomycetes, Pleosporales, Didymellaceae.